This is a messenger RNA of Erpetoichthys calabaricus (reedfish), 1960 nucleotides long. RefSeq names its product epoxide hydrolase 2, cytoplasmic (gene ephx2). Bases 166 to 1857 code for a protein of 563 amino acids. The transcript is spliced from 19 exons. Gene Ontology annotation, cellular component: peroxisome. The record is from RefSeq and is a predicted model, not a curated record. Gene Ontology annotation, biological process: cholesterol homeostasis; phospholipid dephosphorylation. Lineage: Eukaryota; Metazoa; Chordata; Cladistia; Polypteriformes; Polypteridae. Gene Ontology annotation, molecular function: lipid phosphatase activity; magnesium ion binding.
CUCCUCGCUCAUUCGGCUCCGCUGUCCCAUCGUGCGCCUCCCAGUCGCUCAGUGGGCUCUCAGAGGACUUUGCAGCGGACCACCUGACUCUGCCAGACAAACCAGGGGAGCGCUGGACUUUCCGCACACUUGAGCUUGAAGCAGCAGCUGCAGCAGAGUUUAGACAUGUCGAGCAAAAGCGUGGUGGUAUUUGAUCUCGGGGGCGUUUUGUUGUGCCCGGCUCCGCAGCAGAAGUUCCACGAAUAUGAAGAAAGACUGAAUCUUCCCGGGGGUUUCCUCCAAAGUGUAAUCCUUACUUCUGGUCCCAAUGGUGCCUUCUUCAGAGCUGAACUUGGGAAAAUGACACUUAGUCAGUUUCUCUCUGAAUUUGAACAAGAAUGUAAAGAUUAUGCCAGCAACUCCAAGGUCAGCCUGCCAGCUAACUUCUCAAUCCAACACCUGUUUGAAGAAAUUGCUGCUUCCUUCAGGAUCAACGAGCCGAUGCUGAACGCCUCGAUAAAACUGCACAAUAACGGUUUCAAGACGUGUAUCCUGACCAACAACUGGGUGGAUGACACAGAUCACAGGGACGUGCAGGCCCAGCUCCUGUGCACCCUGCAGCAGCACUUUGACCUUAUCGUGGAGUCCUGCAGGGUCGGAUUGAGGAAGCCCCAGAGUGACAUUUACACCCUGGCCUUGGCAAAACUGAAUGCCACCCCAGAACAGGUUAUUUUCUUGGAUGACAUUGGUGCCAACCUAAAGUCUGCACGUGAGCUGGGGAUGAGCACCGUGCUGGUGGACGACACGAAGAAAGCUCUGGAAGAACUGCAGCGGCUCACUGGAGUUCAGCUCCUGAGUCCUGAAGAGCCGCUGCCUCCUUGUUGCCACCCUGAGGAUGUGACUCAUGGAUUUGUGAAGAUCAAGCCUGGAGUUCAGAUUCAUUAUGUGGAGCUGGGUGAUGGACCCCCCUUGUGCCUCUGCCACGGAUUUCCAGAAUCCUGGUUUACUUGGAGAUACCAGAUCCCCGCCUUGGCCGCUGCAGGCUUCAGAGUGCUGGCGCUGGACAUGAAGGGCUAUGGAGACUCAACAGCUCCCCCUGAUAUUGAAGAAUAUGGCCAGGAAGAAAUCUGCAAGGAUUUUGUCGCCUUCCUGGAUAAACUGGGUUUGCCCCAGGUGACCCUCAUCGGACAUGACUGGGGUGGCGCCUUUGUCUGGAACAUGGCACAGUUCUAUCCCGAAAGAGUCAGGGCGGUGGCUUCACUAAACACCCCUUUGUUCCCGGUGGACCCCAACGCUGAUCCAAUGGAGCGUCUCCGUGCUCUCCCCAUCUUUGACUAUCAGCUGUACUUCCAGGAGCCGGGAGUUGCCGAAGCCGAGCUGGAAGAGGACUUGAGGCGGACCUUCAAAAUCAUGUUCCGUGGCCACAGAGAUAUGGAACAGAGCAGAGGCAUGUUGACCACCAGUGGCGUCUGUAAAAGAGGUGGGCUGCUGGUUGGUCUCCCUGAAGAUAUCCCAAGGAGCAGCAUACUGAGUGAGUCCGCUCUCCAGGUCUACGUCGAGCAAUACGAGAAGUCUGGCUUCAGAGGCCCACUUAACUGGUACAGGAACGUGAGGAGGAACUGGCAGUGGCUUUGUACGAAGCCCAUGGGAAAGAUCCAGAUGCCUGCUCUGAUGGUGACAGCGGGGAAGGACAUAGUGCUGUUGCCCAUAUUCACCAAAGGGAUGGAGGAUCUCAUUCCAAAGCUGACCAGAGGUCACAUUGAAGAGUGCAGCCACUGGACACAGAUGGACAGGCCUGCCGAGGUCAAUAAAAUCCUCAUCCAGUGGCUGAAGGACACCCACAAGAGUGUGACCCUGCCAAUGAAGACAAGACUGUGACAGAGAAAGGGGGUGACCAUCGUUAAUAUACUGUUGGCACAAACCUUCAGUGAGACAGUGUGUGGGUGAAUCCAAGUAGUUAAUAAAGGUGAACCAAUCAGUA